AUGGCCCUGGAGCUGAGCCAGGAGGCACUUCUGGAUUUUCUGUGCCAAGCAGGGGGCCGAGUGACCAAUGCCGCCCUGCUGAGCCACUUCAAGAGCUUCCUCCGAGACCCCGACGCGCCCCCCAGCGAGCACCAGCACCGCCGCGAGCUCUUUAAGCGCUUCGUUAACUCGGUCGCCGCAGUGCGCCAGGACCCCGACGGCACCAAGUGCGUGGUGCUCAAGAGGAGGUACCGGGACCUUUUAGGGGAGGAAGGGCUUCAGCGACCUCGCGACCAGCUGGCGGACACCGCCCCUGCGGGAGGAGCUGCUCCCUGCGCCCCGAGAGGCGCGCGCGGGAGGCAUCAGCAGCCCGGCCGGCGGCGCGGCCAGGAGCGAGGGGAGGAGCCGCCAGGGGCUGGCGCACGAGUCUCGGACGCAGGUUGCAAUGGACUCCCGGCCACUAGCGCCCAGGAGGCGGGCCCCGGAGGCGGCAGGCGAAGGGUCGUCUCGGGCCAGAGGGCGCCGGGGUCACCGGCUGCAGACGCUGCCGCUGCCGCUGGGAACCAAGCGCGGUGUGCGGCGGCGGGGACGCAGGGCCGCUGCUGCUGGGAAUGUCAACAGAACCGCUUGCAGGGGAUCCCAGGAGAGCAGCACCUGGACGCGUUCCGGGGUCCCGCCACUGCGGUGGGGAAGGAGGAGGCGCCGGCUCCGCCUGCCCGGGGUGAGCGCGGGGCUCCCGAGCCGAGGCUAGAAGGGGAGCCCCCUCCUGCUGAGCCGGCGCCCGACCCUGCAGCUGCCUUCUCACCUCCUACUACCGUCGAGGCUGCGGACAGCGCGUCUUCUCCACCGGCUCCUCCUUCUCGGCUUUCUCCUCCGGAAGAGCAGUGGGAGCCAUGGGCCCUGAGCGCCCUGCUCUCUUCCACUCUUCGAGAGCAGCAGCAGCGGCGCACUCUAGAGUGGGUGGCCAGACACCCCCAGGUGCCCGAGGCUCGGGACCAGGGUCCCACGCGGGCCUGGUCCAUACUGCCAGACAAUUUCCUCCAGCUGCCGCUGUCGGGAGCCUCUACUGCCUCUCACUCUCUCUUUCCAGUUGUACCCGAAGUGUCCUCAGAAUCCGGCCCCCGCGACCCUCCCAUGUCAGUCUUUCGCAGCAUCCGCUGUCAGUUAUCUCUACAGGAUCUGGACGACUUUGUGGACCAGGAGAGCCACGACAGUGAGGAGAGCAGUAGCGGGCCCAAAGAGUCCCCUGGGGGCUCUGAAGAUGGCCUGCAGGUGGCCCAGAGCUCCCCACUUCGGGAAAGACUCGGGAAUCCCGCGGAAGACAUUUUUGCAUCUCCCAAGGAGGGCAGUCCGGGCAGGAGCCCCCAGAGCCGCAGGAGCAGAGGGAGUGACCACAACGCUCAGCAAGUCCCGGAGGAGACCAAUGACCUGGCAGGCCACCCCCAGGAACAUUUGCCCUGGCCAGCUUCCAAGUUAAGGCGAUCCUUCAGGAGAAGGUCUCGGGCAGACAGGGCCAAAUUGUCGUCCUCUGAUGAGGAGGCGCUUGAUGAAGACUUGCUCAAAAGGAGCAGAGGCCCACCUCGCUCCCGAAGAACCUCCAGGGCAGGGGCAAUGCCCAGCCCAAGGACGGACGCUGCCUUCCUAUCAAAACCUGCAGAAGGGAAGGGUGUUGUUACUGAGCAGGAUCGGGCAAGCAACUCUUGGGCUCCCAGUAGGAUGGGGCCUGCAGCUUUGGGUGUGCACAGGCCUGAGCACAAGUCGUCCCUGGUGCCCCUAGAUGCCAGGGAGCAUGAGUGGAUUGUGAAGCUUGCCGGUGGCUCCUGGACGUGCGUGCUGACCUUAUUCCGGGAGGACCCCCACCUGGCUUUGUACAGAGACUUCUUGACUGGGUACACUGCCUUGCACUGGAUGGCCAAGCAUGGUGCCUUCAGGGUCCUACAGCAGCUGGUCUCUGGUGCACAGAAGGCAGGAAUAACUCUUGAUGUCAACGUGAGGUCCAGUUGUGGUUAUACCCCACUGCAUCUUGCAGCCAUUCAUGGCCACCAAGGGGUCAUCAGAGUGCUAGUGCAAAGGUUGUCUUCACGAGUAAAUGUCCGGGACAACAGUGGCAAGAAGCCAUGGCAGUAUCUGACCAGCAAUACCUCUGGGGAAAUAUGGCAGCUCCUGGGAACUCCUAGGGGCAAGCCCAUCUUCCCUGUCCAUCCCUUAGUCCGAAGUUCUUCCCCCACCAGGAAAUUCAAGAGCCGGGAAGUAUCUAGACAUGUUACCCGGAAGACUUCUCUGGCUGCAUUACUCAAAAGUCAGCACAGCAAAUGGAAAUCGGCUAACCAGUAUGAAAAAUUCUGGGAACGAGAAGGGCAUAGUGACUAA
Elephantulus edwardii (Cape elephant shrew) is the source of this 2349-nucleotide messenger RNA. It is a transcript of the gene SOWAHB, whose product is annotated as sosondowah ankyrin repeat domain family member B. NCBI's taxonomy places the organism in Eukaryota, Metazoa, Chordata, Mammalia, Macroscelidea, Macroscelididae. The record is from RefSeq and is a predicted model, not a curated record. Gene Ontology annotation, molecular function: protein binding. The transcript is spliced from 2 exons. The coding region runs from base 1 to 2349 and encodes 782 amino acids.